CGGGCCGCCGCAACGCCGCACAACCCGGUCGGUCAUAGUCGUGUCCGUCUUGUCUCGUUUGUCUGUCAUUCUUUCUCACCGUCGCUUGUCUGUACGGCUUCACAUUCGUUUUCAACACUCCAGUUAGCCCACAACAAAUUAACAACCACAUAAAUCAUGUAUUCCUUAGCCAAAGCCGUCGCCCCAGCUGUACGCUCCGCCAUCCUCUCCAACUCCAGAGCUUAUGUCAGGCCUAUUAGCAGCAUUGUUUCAAAUGGACCAAACACCCAAUUGCAACAUCAAAACCAACAAACUCCCAGUGCCAUUGUUUCCAAUGGAAGCUUGGUGAACGCUGUCAGGGGAUUCCAAACCUCUGCUGUAUCCAGAGAUAUUGAUUCUGCUGCCAAAUUUAUUGGUGCUGGUGCAGCCACUGUAGGAAUUGCUGGAUCAGGAGCUGGAAUUGGAACAGUAUUUGGUUCCCUGAUUAUUGGUUAUGCACGUAACCCAUCACUCAAACAACAGCUUUUCUCUUAUGCCAUUUUGGGAUUUGCUUUGUCUGAAGCUAUGGGUCUCUUCUGUCUUAUGAUGGCUUUCUUAUUGUUGUUUGCUUUCUAAGUCGUCUCACGAUGUCUUUCGUCAUUCAUUAACCAAAAAUAAAAACAUCCCAAAAUAUUAAACCAACUUGGAAUUUUUAAUUCUAUUCAAAAUUGGCACGACCGGAAGAAUUACGAAAGACUGUUGUCUGUGAAAUACAUCUUGAUAGGGAAUUUACCUGUUAUAAAAUAGAUAAUAACUAUAAGACAGCACUUAGGUGUUUAUGUAAAACUGCCUCAUAUUGUAGACGUAUUAAACGCCUAGGUCGGAACA
Molecule: messenger RNA, 846 nt
Organism: Sipha flava (yellow sugarcane aphid)
Lineage: Eukaryota; Metazoa; Arthropoda; Insecta; Hemiptera; Aphididae
Gene: ATPsynC
Product: ATP synthase lipid-binding protein, mitochondrial
Exons: 5
Coding region: 157-594 (145 amino acids)
Biological process (GO): proton motive force-driven ATP synthesis; proton transmembrane transport
Molecular function (GO): proton transmembrane transporter activity
Source: RefSeq, a predicted model, not a curated record